AUGAUUUCAAGAUUUGCCAAAUCUCUAAUACUGGUUGUGUUCGCCAUGGUUCUAUUAGCGAUGGUCGCCCUCAUGCACCCACCGUCGCGGUCAUACAUCGACCCGUGGACGGGUCAACUGUUCGGUGAAGGAGGAGUCGAGAAGAUGCUACAUGCAGCAGCAGGCACCAAGCCGCCAGUGAGAAACGGAGGGAAGGGCGACGUUAUUAUGGGACGACUGGGAAACGAGACUGCGAAGGCAACUCUCGGGCGCGCAACUUGGAAACUUUUACAUACCAUGACAUUACGAUACCCUGAGAAACCCACGGAAGACGAGAGAGAAGCACUCAGCUCUUACUUCCACCUCAGUUCACGACUAUAUCCUUGCGGCGAAUGCGCCGCAGAAUUCCAGCUGCUAUUGAAGAAAUACCCACCACAGACCUCAUCUCGACGCGCUGCUUCAUUAUGGUUAUGCGCCGUUCAUAACGAAGUCAACAAGCGGCUGAAGAAAUCCGAGUUCGAUUGUGCGCACCUCAGCGAUGAAUAUGACUGUGGCUGUGGAGAUGAACCUAUUGCAACCAAGAAAGCAGACAACGAAUCCAGCAUCGACGAUCCAAUGGAUCUGGAAGAGGAUACCAGCAAAGACGACUUGACGGGAGUGGGCAUGAUUAAAGGAGGCCGUUAA
This is a messenger RNA of Cyclocybe aegerita, 663 nucleotides long. Lineage: Eukaryota; Fungi; Basidiomycota; Agaricomycetes; Agaricales; Hemipholiotaceae. The record is from the annotation of a GenBank genome assembly.